Symbiodinium sp. CCMP2592 is the source of this 1023-nucleotide messenger RNA. NCBI's taxonomy places the organism in Eukaryota, Dinophyceae, Suessiales, Symbiodiniaceae. The record is from the annotation of a GenBank genome assembly.
AUGUCAGCAGCCUCCCUUCGACGCUUGACCGCCACUCUCACCAAGCAUCUUCGUGCUAUCAUGCGCAUACCUGCGCACCUCACGCACAUCAGCACCAAAGAAGUUUGGCAGCGAGCCGGCCUCCCCAUGCCAGGCUGGACCAUUCAGCAGGCGCAACAGCAGGUUCUGGCCAAACUCGAGCAUCGAGCCCAGCAGGACCCGGACAUUACCACUACUUCACUGGCCCUGCAACACAUACGUUCCCAGGCUGCGACACUCGAGGCAAUUCUCCUGGAGCACCCCCGGCAGCCUCACCCUCGACCACCACCAUAUGGGCCUCCCGUCGGGCAGCCGCCUCGACAGCCCCCUCAGGAUCCUCUUCGACUCCUCACACGUGUGGUCUUGCAACAGGAAGAAGUCAUCAGCCGCCUGCGCCACGAAAAGGCCUUCAUGCUCUUCAUGAAGCAGACGGAGGAGGGGACUUUGGGCUCAUUGAUGAAGGUGGCGAAGGAGUGGAAUCGUCAAAAGUCUCUCGAGACAACAGCUAUCCGCUCUCCACUGCGAACAGUGCUGAUGUCCAGCAUGGUCAAGGAGCUCCUCAACCUGGCGCAGCAAGCUGUGGCGACGGAGGAGAACAAGGCACGCAUGAUCAAGGCCGAGUGGCUCACAGCCUCAUCGGAGUGGACCUACCGGAGAUGGUGCCACACAGAUCGCCGCCUCAAGAUCGACGACCAGAGGGCGCCUCUCCAGCACGCCGAGGCUGUCCGCAUCUUGAGCUUCCUUUUGGAGAAUCUGAGCGGCGAUGCAAUCCAGCGCUUCGGCUCCACGGUUCAACUCCCGAAGCUCGAGCAGCAGGGCGCCCAGAUGGCCACCUUUGCCUUGGAGAUCUCUCUCAGGGGCAAGACGGCACAGGAGCUCUACGAUUACUUCAGCCGCCUGUGCGGGAACUCGUUGAUGAGCCUCAUCGGGGUCUCCAUGAAAAAGGACACCCUACCACGAUCUCAGUUGGCCAAGAACCUGGCCAACCAGUUUUACCAAAGGUAA